Molecule: messenger RNA, 3254 nt
Organism: Pseudophryne corroboree (corroboree frog)
Lineage: Eukaryota; Metazoa; Chordata; Amphibia; Anura; Myobatrachidae
Gene: JSRP1
Product: junctional sarcoplasmic reticulum protein 1
Exons: 7
Coding region: 257-1303 (348 amino acids)
Source: RefSeq, a predicted model, not a curated record
UGCCUGAGAUUCGCACCUGUUUCUGUAUAUUUAGCCACUCGCAGCGUGCCAGACAAGCGUGGACAUUGUGGUGUGGAUCUGAGACUAAAAGUAACAGAAGAAAAAAGAAGCAAGGAAGAUAUACACACCAUAAAAGUAUGAGACUGAAACGGAGUGUGGCGACAAGUAUGAACUGAAGAUUACAGAGGAGGUCGACCGUUUUGUGGAAACGAGUUCUACUAAAUACAAUGAGCCAGAGGAAAGUCACAAUCUCUAUAUGUCGAAACCAGAAAAACUGAGAGCCACGGAGUCUAAACAAGCACCAAAAAGUGCAACAAUGAAAAAGAAGCCAGAGCCCAAAAGCGUGGGUCCCUUGAGAGACGAGGAUGGGGCUCCCUGGAAUGGAAUUACGCUCAACAGAUGCCUAGUCGUUGCUGCUGUUACUGCUCUUUUGAGUAUGGGCUUUCAGGUUCUCCAAGAUGCUGUUGACUCAGAUGAUAACUUAGCAGAAAUAGAAGCUGAAGCUUGGACACCACCUAAUCCAAAUGACCAGCUGCCGGAACCAUGGUUUUUUGAAGGUUGGUUUGGUUCAUCUAAGCCAGAAUUACCUGCCGUAGAAGAACCAGAAUAUCCUGAUGUUGAAGAGCCAGAUGUACUGGUGAUAGAAGAACCAGAAACAACUGCAGUUGAAGAACCAGAUGUACACAGUGAGGAAAUAGAUGAGGCAAAACCAUGGUUUUUUGAAGGUUGGUUUGGCUCAUCUAAGCCAGAAUUAGAGGAACUAGAAUCUUCUGACGUUGAAGAACCAGAGGUUUUGGUGAUAGAAGAACCAGAACCAUCUGCAGUUGAAGAACCUGAAGUACCCAGUGUGGAUAUAGAUGAGCUAAAAGAAACUAAGGCAAGUUUGUUAAUUCAGGAAUCACAAAAGUCAGAGAAAGGAAAAGAGAAAAUGUACAAGCAGAAGCCAUCGGAACAGUGGGGAUUAAAGGCUAAAGGCAAAUACUUGGAAGUCAAAGCUGCUAAAAUCCGGAGAGCACCUAAGGAUGGAUCCCAGAAAAGAGAAAUUUUUCCCUUUCCUAGGAAACUCAAGGAAUCAAAUAAGUCUUCUCCAGAGGCAAAGGAGAAUUUUAACAAAGAAAGAAGUUAUCAGAAAAAGUAUGACAAGAAAUUUGACCACCCAAAAAAACAGGAAUUUGGAAAGUCAUUCAAAAAGGAGAGGGGGGAGAAAGAUAAAUACUUCAAACAAAACAAGGGAAGGAGAGAAGACAAAGAGAACAAAAAAUACAAGCAGUAUCAUCAGGAAAAGGACUACAAGAGGAAGUAGAAUUAUACACGUCAUCGUUAAUGCAUCUUAACAUCAUGAUGCUUCACAAACUCAUUUGUGUGUCUAAAAAGCAGUACAAUAGCUAUGAUACAUGUAGAUUAUCCAUCCGAUAGAGAUGUGAUAUAGAGAACACAGCCGUAUUUGUGUGGCUGUGGAUGCACAAGACAUCAUAAAAGUUUAUAAUCCAUGUCUUUCACCAUAACUGUUAAAGAAAAUCCAUGUCAUCCAUGAUCUAACGUUGUUUGUCAUCUUUUGGGUUUAAAGGAUUACAUAUUUAGUUAGUACACACAUAGGCCCUCAUUCCGAGAUGAUCGUAGCUGUGCUAAAUUUAGCACAGCUACGAUCAUUCACACUGAAUGCAGGGAGACGCCCAGCACAGGGCUAGUCCGCCCCGCAUGUCAGUGCCGCCCCCCGCAGAAAUACAAGGGCAUCGCACAGCGGCGAUGCCUUUGCACUUCAAGAGUAGCUCCCGACCAGCACAGCUUUAGCGUGCUGGCCGGGAACUACUCGUCGCUCCCCGGCCCACAGCGGCUGUGUAUGACGUCACGCAGCCGCUGCGGGCCGCUCACCGCACGUUCCGCGCCCACAAAACGGUGGGCAAACGCCGCCGUUCCGCCCCCUCCCGCCCAGCGACCGCCUUUGCCUGUCAAUCAGGCAGAGGCGAUCGCAGCCCAGCUACGGCCUUCGGCCGUCUGGCAUGUGCAGUGGGUACCCGUUCGCUCGGCUGCGAUAAAAAGCAGAGAGCGAACGGGUCAGAAUGACCCCCAUAGUGCGAGCAUGCAUUUGUAGCAUAGCUGUUAAUUAUACAAACAGAACACUAUCACUUAUAUCUGAAUAGAGGAAUUGCCUUUGAACAUACAGUGGCCUUAUUUGUAUGUCAAUGCUUGUCAAUAUAUGCAGUCCCCUACCAUGUGUGCACACAAAUAUGCAUACGUAUCUAGAUGGGUGUGGUAUGGUAUGCCGGCGGUCGGGCUCCCGCGACCAGCAUACCGGCGCAGGGAGCCCGACCUCCGGCUUACAGACAGUGUGGCGAGUGCAAAUGAGCCCCUUGCGGGCUUGCUGCGGGCACGUUAGCGCGCUACGCGCGCCACGCUAUUUUAUUCUCCCUCAAGGGGGGUCGCGGACCCCCACGAGGGAGAAUAAGUGUCGGUAUGCCGGCUGUCGGGAUUCCGGCGCCGGUAUACUGUACGCCGGGAUCCCGACAGCCGGCAUACUGAAGACCACCCAUCUAGAUUUGUACAUAAUUCACACUCACGUGUCCUUUUUUUUUUGUUUUCUUCAAAAUGUGCCCAACCCUAAAUGAGGUACACAGUCAUCAAAUUAAUUCAAAGUAUGUUUUCUUGAUUUAUGCAUGUUUCCCAGGGGGUGUAGUACUUUGGGGCCCCAUAGCAACAUUUUGAAGGGGCUCCUGACCCAGUGCUUUUAGAGAGACACAUGUCUACAGCAGUUGUUAAUGUUUUGCCCCCUAGUAGUGCCCUAGUUCAUAUUUUGUCACAUUGUAGGGCUGUUGGUACACAUUAUGCAACACAGUACCCCCAAUUCACAUUUUGACACACAGGGGGGAAUUCAAAUGUUUGAAAAGUCGGUUGGGUGUCUUUUUUUCCCUGUCUAUUAGACCUUUCAAACAUUUGAAUUCCCCCCACAGUGUCUCUAGAGCCCUCUUGUUCAUUUGAUACCACAUUACAAUGAGCAUAAUUAGCUAUAUUGUAGGCCCCAAGGCAAAUGUUUGUAAGGGCCUCUAUGUAUAACCCAAUGGUAAAAAGUGUAUAUAACACAUGUAACUGUGACAGAGAAGGUGGGCCACUCUCAGCUCUGGGCCCCAUAGCAGCUGCACCUAUGGUAGCUAUGCCCUUGAUGUCUCCCAGUCCAUACUCAUACACCAUUUGACUUAGUGCUACUGUAUCUUCAUAUAGGUACAAUGCGUAAUAAAACUUCUUGAUCUUAUUGGAAA